AUGCAGUUCGGACGCCUCCUAUCGGCGAUCGUCGCCGGUCUAACAAUCGCUCAAGCCACGCCGAUCCGAGAGAUAUCUCCGGCCACCUCUCUCCCCGAAGAAGCGGCAGCGGCAGUAGAACCCAAAGAAAUCCGGAGCCAGCCGACGAAGUACUUCCGCGAAGCGAGUUUUUCUGCACACUACGACGCGCGCUUCGCCUCAAAACCGCUGAAUGAGACGGCUCAGCGCGAUGCUGUAAAGGUUCUGGUCCAGACCUACCUCGCGACCCUCGCCGACCUGGGCGUCCAGACGUGGCUCAUGCACGGCUCCCUCCUCGGGUGGUGGUGGAAUAAGCAGAUCCUCCCCUGGGACUCGGACGCGGACGUUCAGGUCACAGAAGACGGCAUCACCUUUCUCGCCGCCUACUACAACAUGACGACCUGGUACUUCAAGUAUCCCUCCAUCCCGCGGGGCCGCUUUUUCCAGCUUGAGGUGAACCCCAACUACGUCCACCGGGGCCAGGACACCUCUGACGAAGGCAACGUCGUCGACGCCCGUUGGAUCGACAUGGACAAUGGCCUCUUCAUCGACGUCACCGCCGUCCGAUACGUCGAAGAUCACCCCGAGGGUGCCGGCGUGCUCGCCUCCAAAGAUGGCCAUGAGUUCCGCGACACGUACCUGUACCCGCUGUUGGAGACCACUUUUGAGGGCGUCAAGGCCAAGAUCCCGUAUAAGUACAGGGAGAUGCUUGUCGCUGAGUACGGCGAGAAGGCCUUGACGGACAAGGAGUUCAAGAAAUUCAUCGACGAUAAGAUGGAAUGGGUUCCUAACGAUGAGCUUUGA
Messenger RNA from Colletotrichum higginsianum IMI 349063, 822 nucleotides. Its product is annotated as Mannosylphosphorylation protein. Bases 1 to 822 code for a protein of 273 amino acids. The record is from RefSeq and is a predicted model, not a curated record. NCBI's taxonomy places the organism in Eukaryota, Fungi, Ascomycota, Sordariomycetes, Glomerellales, Glomerellaceae. The transcript has 4 exons.